AAAAACUUUUUGUUUAAAUUAAAAUAACUAAAAGAAAUAACUAAGAAAGAUUUAGAGUCUUUAUAUUUAUUUAUCUAUAAAGAAGACAUAUUAUUAAUUAGAUAAGCAACAAGCCAAAAUAUAUAUCGAUCAAUGAGCUAGCAGCCUAAUCCUACUGAUAAAAAAUAGCUUGAUAUGAAAUAAGUAACAAGAAUACUUAAAACACCUAGUGAGUCUAGAACAUUAAAAUAAUGCACUGAACUCUUAGAGAUAGUUGGCGAUUUACAAUUUUUUAAGGAGUAUAAUUCAAAUCCUUCAACAGCAAAUGUCCCUAAACUUUGCUGUAAAUAUAUGGAGAUUGAAAAAUUUAAUGAAGCUGAUAUUGUUUUUGAGUUUGGAUCUGUUGGUAAUAAGUUUUACAUUGUACUCUAAGGAUCAGUAGGAGUUUUUGUAAAAAAACCUUAAAGUGUCUUAGAUAAGGAAAAGGAAGAAAAGAAAGAUGAUAAGAAGAAGGAGGCUCAAUAAGAUGCAGUAGUUGACCCUCUUGCUGAUUUUAUGUGUGUCAAAGAAUUAGGUGAUGGUAGUGCUUUUGGUGAAUUAGCCUUACUGAAUAAUAAGCCAAGACUUGCCACUAUAAAAACCCUUCGUGAAACUCAUGUUGCUACUCUCAGUAAAGAGAAUUUUAACAAAAUUCUGAAAGAGCAUGAAGAACAAAAGAUUAUGAAAGAAAUUUAAUUUUUUGAGAAGGUUCCUGCUUUCAAAGACUUUAACUAGAAGUAAAUCAGAUAUUUAUGUCUAAAUAAUAAGACACUUGAAACUCAAAAGAAUGAAGUUAUUUAUGAUGAAAAAGAUCCUUGCGAUUGCAUAUAUGUUAUUAAAGAAGGGGAAUUUGAGGUAUACAAAUCUGUUGAGAAGCAAGUAGACUAGAAAGAAGAAAUUAUGAAAUAAAGCAUUUUAAGCAUGUCUGUCUUAAAUAAAAAUAGUAGCUAAAAAAUAUCAAAAUAAAUAAAGAUUAAGGUAUUGACAACAGGUGAAAUUUGUGGAGAGGAAUUUUUUUUAAAUAAGAAGCAAAGAGAAUUUAAAUUAGUUUGCUGUAGCCUUUCAGGAAUUAUAGUUAAAAUUAAAAUCAAUGAUUUUUUGAGAAAAUUAAAUGAAGAUUCUACAAUGUAAAAAGCUUUUUAUAAAAGAUUUUAACAUAUAAAUGAAGAAUUUUAAGAAAGAGUAUAAAAGAGAAUUUAAUAGUUUCAUGAAUAUAAAAACUUUCUUAUCCAAGACAGUAUCCCAACAAAGAUUAAAAUGUCAAUCGAAAAGCUGUAUCAAAAUAAUGGGAUGUCUUUGGAACAAAAGUAAACCGAAAUUAGUGAAUUUCGUCAAUAAUUAGUAGAUAUAGAAAACCUUAAUAAAAAGAAUGAGUAUCAACAAGCAAUUCUUUCUCAAAUUGCAAUCAGUAAGCGCUAUAAUUAAGCUAAUAGUUUGAUGUUUUAAAAUUAAGUGCAAUAUUUAAAAUAUAAGCGUUUAAAUAUUUUAUCUGAAAGUAUAUCUAAAACUCCAUCUGCAAGAAACUAAACUCCCCCUGAAUUUUAGUAGCAACCAUAAAAAUAUGAUGAUAGAAGGUCCUCCUUCUCAAGUGCUACAAACUAGCUGAUGUAUGAUAAAAGAUUAUAAGAAGCAUUACAAAAUAAGUAGAAUUCGACCCCUUAAAGUAGAAAUAAUAUUCCAAAUAUGCACAAAUCAAUGGUUGAUUUUGAAGAUAUGAUAAAAACACAAACAAAAAAUUCGAAUAUUGAUUAGAAUAGUUAACUCGAGUCUCUUAAGAGUUAAGUACCUACUAUAAGUCCUUAAAGAACAAACAAUAAGACUUCUUUAAUAAGAUAACAAAUUUUUAGAAAUCAAGCUGGACAUCAAUCUUUAGAUAACUUUCAGGCUCUUAAUAAAAGCAAUAGCAUUUCUUAAAAUAACAACAAUUUAUAUUAAAUAACACCACUGUCAAAAAAUCAAUCUAUAAAUGAAGAUAAAAAAUUCAAUGAUCUUUUGUAAUCGCCUAAAAAAUAAUCAAGAGAAUUGAAGCGUGUCCAAAGCUCUUAAUUUUAAAGCUCAAACACAUUCUCUAAAAAACAAUCCUACUUAGAAUAAAUAAACUAAAAUGACUAAGAGAAUUCUCCUUCUUCUCAAGGAGGUUUAACUAAAAAUAAAAGUGCUCUUCUUAAUAACUCAAAGAAUAUGUUAAACCAAAUCUCAGAAUUUGAUUCUUAGAAAGUAGAUAACAAUCUUUAUUAAUUUAAUGUCCCUAACAAGAGACUUAUAAAAUAUACUAAUCCCUCAAAAGAUAAUUUUAUCAGGGAUUGGAAAAAAAAUAAUCAAGUUUUUGAAGAUGCAUAGUAGUAAAGCUUGAUAAGAAAGAUUAAAAAAAUAACAAAUUAAAAUGCUAAAUUUAGUGAUUAUUUUAAAUCUUAGAUUGGAAAAAGCUUAAAUGACUCAAUUGGUUAGUAGACUUAACAGUUGCAAUAAAAUCCUCAAACUUAAAUGCAAAAUUUAAAUGCUCCCAAAUCAGAAAACACUUCUUCUACUAAUACCUCACAUUUACCAUCUCCAUUAAUAUUGCCAAAAAUUUUUGAAUAAUCACCUGCUGGUACCUAAAAUAAUAUAUAAAACUCUCCAAAGACACAUUUUAAUGCAGGUAUUUAUUAUCAGUCAGAAAACCAUGAAAAUGCCAAGAAAGUGAAUAACUUUUAAAUUCAAAAAUAGAUACAAUAAAAAUUGUAAUAUUAAAAUAACAAAGAUGUCAAAGAUAAAAAGAAAUCUUUAUUGAUUGUAAGCUGA
Tetrahymena thermophila SB210 is the source of this 2799-nucleotide messenger RNA. RefSeq names its product cyclic nucleotide-binding domain protein. The transcript is spliced from 6 exons. NCBI's taxonomy places the organism in Eukaryota, Ciliophora, Oligohymenophorea, Hymenostomatida, Tetrahymenidae. The record is from RefSeq and is a predicted model, not a curated record.